CGGAGUUCCCCGCUGGUGUCACACACUGUCACCGGGCUUCUCGGCUUCGGCGCCAGCCUUCAAACCUGUCUUUAUCCAUUGUUCAGUUUCCUGUGAGUCAAGUUCAGCCAGGCUUCAUGCUCUACAAAGACGGUCACAAACACAUUCCCUUGCAGACACCUGGGAGGCAGCGCCGCCUGUCACCCGCCACAGAUCCAAACAGGAGGAACCGAGGGGCGUUCCCAUUCCAGCGGCUCUGGGUGGCGGGGUCGCCGGGGAGCCCCUCUGCUGGGGAGCGCCCAGCCCUCCGCGGGCGUGGCCGGUUUGGCCCGGCCCCUUGCCCGCCCUGGUCGCCUCGAGAGAGUCCCCGCCCGGCCACCGGCCGUCAGCGCGCUCCCUUCGUGUCUUCCCGGUCUCUGCUCGCCUCGGACGAGCCCCACCGAGGGGGAUGCUCUGGGCACCACCUCCCGGGGCAGUUGAGCCUCUCAGUGCACUCGGGCGUCCCCGGCCCCGGAGGCCAGGGGAAGUUGUCUUGUGAGCCCGAGGCCCCGGGGUCUCCUCCCCCUGAGCCCCGCCCCCCGCCCGGCGCUGGGGACCGCAGAGCCGCCCGGCCCGGGGGCGUCGCCGCUAGCUCUCCGGAGCCCUAGGAGCCCACGGAGCCAGCGCGGCCAGCGAGCGUCCCUGCAAGCAGCGCUUGUGGCCCGGCGGCCCAAGGACCCCUGCGCCACGGCGCGCGCCCAGAGCGCGGGAGCCCGGAGCACCGGGCGCCUGGGACCCCGCGCAGCCGCUGGCCAGCCCGCGGGGCUAGGCAGGGAUGCCGGCUGCACUGUGAGCUCGGGCGCUAGGGCCAUGGCCGGCGCCCGCUGCCGGACCUUGUACCCCUUCUCCGGGGAGCGGCACGGCCAGGGGCUGCGCUUCGCUGCGGGCGAGUUGCUCACUCUGCUCCAGGUCCCGGACGGCGGCUGGUGGGAAGGCGAGAAGGACGACGGGCUCCGUGGCUGGUUCCCCGCCAGCUACGUGCAACUGCUGGAGAAGCCUGGGAUGGUCCCCCCUCCGCCGGGAGAGGAGAGCCAGACGGUCAUCCUUCCACCUGGCUGGCACAGCUACUUGUCCCCUCAGGGCCGCCGUUACUAUGUCAACACGACUACCAAUGAGACCACCUGGGAACGGCCCAGCAGUUCUCCUGGGAUUUCAGCCAGCCCUGGCCCUCACAGGAGCUCUCUGCCUCCAACAGUGAAUGGAUACCACGCAUCAGGGACCCCGGCGCACCCUCCAGAGACUGCCCACAUGAGUCUCCGAAAAUCCACCGGUGAUUCCCAGAACCUGGGAUCCUCGUCGCCAGGCAAAAAGCAGAGCAAGGAAAACACCAUCACUAUCAACUGUGUGACAUUCCCUCACCCAGACACAAUGCCUGAACAGCAGCUGCUCAAGCCAACUGAGUGGAGCUAUUGUGAUUACUUCUGGGCGGAUAAGAAGGACCCGCAAGGCAAUGGCACGGUGGCUGGGUUUGAACUGCUGCUGCAGAAGCAACUGAAAGGCAAGCAGAUGCAGAAGGAGAUGUCCGAGUUCAUCCGGGAAAGGAUAAAGAUUGAAGAGGAAUAUGCAAAGAACCUGGCUAAGCUCUCUCAGAACUCCUUGGCUGCCCAGGAGGAAGGCUCCCUGGGAGAAGCGUGGGCCCAAGUGAAGAAGAGCCUGGCCGACGAAGCUGAGGUUCAUCUCAAGUUCUCCGCCAAGCUCCACAGCGAGGUGGAGAAACCACUGAUGAACUUCCGCGAGAACUUCAAGAAGGACAUGAAAAAGUGUGACCACCAUAUCGCUGACCUCCGCAAGCAGCUGGCCAGCCGCUACGCCUCAGUGGAGAAGGCCCGCAAAGCCCUCACAGAGCGGCAGAAGGACCUGGAGAUGAAGACCCAGCAGCUGGAGAUCAAGCUGAGCAACAAGACCGAGGAGGACAUCAAGAAGGCGCGGCGGAAGUCCACUCAGGCUGGCGAUGACCUCAUGCGCUGCGUGGACCUCUACAACCAGGCCCAAUCCAAGUGGUUUGAAGAGAUGGUGACGACCACAUUGGAGCUAGAGCGGCUGGAGGUGGAGAGGGUGGAGAUGAUCCGACAACAUCUGUGCCAGUACACACAGCUGCGGCAUGAGACAGACAUGUUCAACCAAAGCACAGUCGAGCCUGUGGACCAGCUGCUGAGAAAAGUGGACCCAGCCAAAGACAGGGAGCUCUGGGUCAGAGAACACAAAACGGGCAACAUUCGCCCAGUGGACAUGGAGAUCUAGACGCGCCUGGGUGGUCCUGGGGGUCCUGCUGAGGAGAGGGGCUGGGGGUCCCACGGAGGAGUGGAUUUGCCCUAUUACCUGCUGACCUGUCCGCAGAGGAGAAAAAGAGCCGGUGAUUCUAGAAAGAGGACCCAGCCAGGGGCUCCCCCAUAUUCCCAGGCCCUAAAGAUGGACCCACAGCCCUGACUCCAUCUCGAAGACCGAAGCCUCCCCUCCAACUCCCAAGUUGUGCUUGUCACUAGAGGCUAGAACCCUGGGAUCCUGCUGAGUUCCACCGGGGUGGUCAUCCCACGCCUGGGCCCCGGGUAUCCAGAGCCUGUCCCCCAGCUGGCUUCUCAUCUCCAGGGCUAUGGAAGAGGAAGGGAGGGAGGUCUCUGUCUCCAAACAAUGUCAGAACCAGAAUCAAGGAUAGGAGGCACAGAGCAGGUCACAGCCCGCACCCAUUUUUUUCAGUCCUCCCUACUUUCCCCCAUUGCAUUCUGGGAGCCCACAUCUAUUUUUUCAUCCCCCAUACAGGGCAGUGGCGCCGGGGGGGGGGGGGGGGGGGG
Molecule: messenger RNA, 2807 nt
Organism: Peromyscus californicus insignis
Lineage: Eukaryota; Metazoa; Chordata; Mammalia; Rodentia; Cricetidae
Gene: Gas7
Product: growth arrest specific 7
Exons: 14
Coding region: 829-2259 (476 amino acids)
Biological process (GO): neuron projection morphogenesis; actin filament polymerization
Cellular component (GO): cytoplasm; plasma membrane; actin filament
Molecular function (GO): actin filament binding
Source: RefSeq, a predicted model, not a curated record